AUGAAUAAUAUUAGCUAUAAAAUUAGAAAUGACAAGCAGUAUCUUGAAGAAAUCUGCAUUUGCUGUGGAAGUCUUGAGAUCCAUGCUCAGCAUCCUUUGUUUCAUGGGGGAAUAUGUGCUCCUUGCACAGAAAGGUUUUUGGAGAGAUUCUUCCUCUGUGAUGACGAUGGGUUCCAGGCUGACUGUGCAAUCUGCUGCUGGGGUGAAUCACUAGUGAUGUGCGAUGAUCCAGCAUGCAUAAGAUCUUUUUGUACAAAAUGUUUGGAUGCACUUGUCGAACAAGGAAAGGCAGAAAAAAUUAAAGAAAUUAAUCCAUGGAUUUGUUUCUUGUGUUUGCCAUUGGAUGUACAUGGAGUACUGAAGAAGAAGACAAAAUGGAGGACAGAGCUGAAGUUCUUCUAUGAUUGGGAGUCCAAUCAUCUUUGGAUAUACCAGCCUUUGUCUCCAUGGGAGAGAAAGUCAAUCAACGUGCUCUCCCUUUUUGAUAAUAUUACACAAGAGCUGAAAAGCCUUGGGUUUCUGGGGGAAAGUAUGGGCAAUGGAAGGUUAAAGUAUCUGUAUGAUGUCACAGAUGUGAUGAGAACCCAUAUAGAGGAAUGGGGCUCGUUUGAUGUUAUAUUUGGCUCUACACCUCCACUUGGAAAUUCACAUGAACAUCCACCCGCCUGGUAUAUGUAUCAGUACAUUCGUAUUCUUCAAUAUAGCAGACCCCCAGAAAGAAGCAGGCCUUUUUUCUGGAUGUUUCUUGAUAAUUUGGUCCUGGAAGAAGAAACCAGGGAUGCAGCCUGUCGGUUUUUAAAGACUGAAGCAGUAGUCAGGUACAAGCUGCAGAAUGACACCAUCCAGAAUGUUGUACACAUAUGGAGCAACAUUCCAUCAGUCAACAGCAAAUAUUCAAGUUCAGCAUUAUAUGUGGAUUUGUGUCAGAUGGCAAAGGACAUAUACCGAAAAAGAAUAUUUUCAGAGAGACCAGCCACUCUAAUUAAGGAGUUUUUUGUUCCUUUGAAAGAAUAUUUUAGGACUUUUUAA
This is a messenger RNA of Euleptes europaea (tarantolino), 1029 nucleotides long. It is a transcript of the gene DNMT3L, whose product is annotated as DNA methyltransferase 3 like. The transcript has 10 exons. NCBI's taxonomy places the organism in Eukaryota, Metazoa, Chordata, Lepidosauria, Squamata, Sphaerodactylidae. Gene Ontology annotation, molecular function: DNA binding; enzyme activator activity; DNA (cytosine-5-)-methyltransferase activity, acting on CpG substrates. The record is from RefSeq and is a predicted model, not a curated record. Gene Ontology annotation, biological process: negative regulation of transcription by RNA polymerase II. Gene Ontology annotation, cellular component: nucleus. The coding region runs from base 1 to 1029 and encodes 342 amino acids.